Messenger RNA from Bombus impatiens (common eastern bumble bee), 693 nucleotides. Its product is annotated as late embryogenesis abundant protein ECP63-like. The transcript has a single exon. The annotation marks the transcript as partial. Lineage: Eukaryota; Metazoa; Arthropoda; Insecta; Hymenoptera; Apidae. The record is from RefSeq and is a predicted model, not a curated record.
AUGGCUGCAGCAAAAGACAAGACAGCUACAGAAAUACAGGAUACAAAGGACAAAGUUGCAACUGCUGUAAAAGAUGCUAAGGUUACAGUUGGUGAAAAAGUAUCUGAAGCUGCGCAAAAGGUGUCAGAUGCUGGCAAAGCUGCUGGAGAGAAAGUAAUCGAUGGUGUGAAACGAGUUGAAGAACAAGUAGAUACUAAAGUUCAUGACGUGGCUGACAGCGUAGUAUUAGCAAAGGAUAAGACCGCUGCUGAGAUCAAGGACGCUAAAGAUAAAAUGAUGACGAUUGCCAAGGACAAAGUGGACAAAGUUAGCGAACAAGUGAUCGACGGGAAGCAAAAAGUGACAGAUACUGGUAAAACAUUAAAGGAAGGCAUCGUGGAAGGUGUUAAAAAGGCUGACGAUAAAGUGGCGGCAGUUGCAGAAGACGUAGCGAGUGGCGCAAAAGCAGCAAAAGAUAAAGUAGUCACGGAUGUUCAGAAAGAUGCUGAAAUUGUAAAGCAGAAAGUAUCUUCAGGGGUAGACACAGUUGCAGAUAGUGUAAUAUCUGCUAAGGACAAAGCUACGAAAGAAGCUAAAAAAGCCAAGGAGAAGAGUGGCGGUUUCUUUUCUGGUUUAUUUAAGGGUGUAAAACAUGCGGCAGAUGAAAUGUCCGAAGACGUCAAAGAAUUCGUGGAUGAAACGAAGAAAGAAGCU